Molecule: messenger RNA, 3339 nt
Organism: Erythranthe guttata (spotted monkey flower)
Lineage: Eukaryota; Viridiplantae; Streptophyta; Magnoliopsida; Lamiales; Phrymaceae
Product: tetratricopeptide repeat (TPR)-containing protein
Biological process (GO): N-terminal peptidyl-methionine acetylation
Cellular component (GO): cytoplasm
Molecular function (GO): protein binding
Source: RefSeq, a predicted model, not a curated record
GAGUUUCCGAGUGUACAUUUCUCUCAACUCUCCUUCCUUGUUGUAGGGUUGCAGCAGAUAAACGCCACCCCUCCCCUCCCACCGCAAACCCUUUCCCCCUCUCUCUCUCUCGCUCUACUAAUCGUACUCUCUUUCUCUCUCUAAAAUUAUCGAAACCUUCCGAAAUUAAUCUCCAGUUUCUUCUCACAGCUCGCCUGAAACUGCAGCAGUUGCUACAAUGGGUGCUUCGCUUCCUUCCAAAGAGGCCAAUCUGUUCAAGCUCAUCGUUAAAUCCUACGAAACAAAACAGUACAAGAAGGGUAUAAAGGCUGCUGAUGCAAUUCUAAAGAAGUUCCCUGACCAUGGAGAGACUCUAUCAAUGAAAGGGCUGACUUUGAAUUGCAUGGACCGCAAGUCAGAAGCAUAUGAACUUGUUAGGCUUGGAUUGAAGAAUGACCUCAAGAGUCAUGUUUGUUGGCACGUUUAUGGUCUUCUUUACCGUUCAGACAGAGAAUACAGGGAAGCAAUUAAAUGCUACCGCAAUGCACUAAGGAUUGAUCCUGAUAAUAUUGAAAUACUUCGGGAUCUCUCUCUUUUACAGGCGCAAAUGCGUGACUUGGCAGGUUUUGUUGAGACAAGACAACAACUGCUCACCCUGAAACCAAAUCAUCGCAUGAAUUGGAUUGGAUUCGCUGUUGCCCAGCAUCUGAACUACAAUGGAUCGAAGGCUGUUGAUAUCCUUGAAGCGUAUGAAGGGACUCUUGAGGAUGAUUACCCUCCUGAUAAUGAACGCUGUGAGCAUGGAGAGAUGCUUCUGUACAAGAUUUCCUUACUAGAAGAAUGCGGAUUGACCGAAAGGGGUCUUCAAGAGUUGCGCAAGAAAGAAUUCAAAAUAGUUGAUAAAUUAGCUGUCAAAGAGCAAGAAGUUUCUCUGCUUGAAAAGCUUGGCCUCUUUGAUGAAGGAGAAGAAUUGUACAGGAAACUCCUUUCAAUGAAUCCUGACAAUUACAGGUAUUAUGAAGGUCUACAAAGGUGUAUGGGUCUGUAUUCAGCAAAUGGUCAGUAUUCUUCUGAUGAUAUUGAUCGACUGGAAGCCUUGUAUGUAUCACUUAGCAAGCUAUAUAGCAGGUCAUCUGCUGUCAAGAGAAUCCCAUUGGACUUCCUAUGUGCUGAAAAAUUCCGUCUAGCUGCCGAAAAUUAUAUUCAACCUUUUCUGACCAAGGGCAUUCCUUCUCUAUUUUCGGAUCUCUCAUCUCUCUACGAUCACCCUGGAAAGGCAGAGAUUCUGGAGCAGUUAAUUCUUGAGCUAGAGCACUCCAUCAAGACAACUGGUGGAUAUCCUGGGAGGUCGGAGAAGGAGCCUCCUUCAACACUUAUGUGGAUUUUGUUUUAUUUGGCUCAGCAUUAUGACAGACGUGGUCAGUAUGGUAUUGCACUCACAAAAAUUGACGAGGCCAUAGAGCACACUCCAACCGUCAUAGAUUUGUACUCAGUGAAGAGCCGGAUACUAAAGCAUGCCGGUGACCCAGUAGCAGCUGCUGCUUUGGCUGACGAAGCUAGAUGCAUGGAUCUUGCCGAUCGCUACGUGAAUAGUGAAUGCGUCAAGCGUAUGCUACAAGCUGAUCAGGUUACAUUGGCAGAAAAGACAGCCGUUUUAUUCACAAAAGAUGGGGAGCAGCACAAUAAUCUUCAUGAUAUGCAGUGCAUGUGGUAUGAACUAGCUUCUGGAGAAAGUUAUUUUCGCCAAGGAGACCUUGGACAUGCUUUGAAGAAAUUUUUGGCUGUGGAAAAGCAUUACGCAGACAUUACAGAGGACCAAUUUGACUUCCACUCUUACUGCUUAAGGAAAAUGACUCUUCGAACCUAUGUUGAAAUGCUGAAAUUUCAAGAUCGCCUUCAUUCAUACUCUUAUUUCCGCAAAGCAGCUGCUGGGGCCAUAAAAUGCUACUUGAAGUUGUAUGAUUCUCCUCCAAAGUCAUCUGCAGAAGAAGAUGAAGAGAUGUCAAAGUUGCCCCCUUCACAGAAAAAGAAAUUGAGGCAAAAACAGAGGAAAGCUGAAGCCCGGGCUAAGAAAGAAGCGGAAGUUAAGGAAGAACCUAAUGCUACUGCUGUUUCAAAAUCUGGAAAACGCCCGGCCAAGCCAGUAGAUCUGGAUCCACACGGAGAGAAAUUACUGCAGGUCGAAGAUCCCUUGGUGGAAGCUACAAAGUACUUGAAGCUACUUCAGAAGCACUCUUCUGAUUCCAUACAGACCCACUUACUUUCUUUUGAAGUUAAUAUGAGAAAGCAGAAAAUUUUACUUGCAUUGCAGGCGGUUAAGCAUAUGCUGCGGUUGGAUGCCGAUAACCCAGAUACACAUCGUUGUUUGAUAAAAUUCUUCCAUAAAGUGGGAUCCCGUCCUGCUCCAGUAACCGAUGCUGAAAAACUCAUCAGCGGUGUCAUAGAAGCUGAACGUCCUACAUUUAGUCAGUUGCAUGGGAACUCUCUAAUUGAGGCAAACACCCUUUUCCUAGAGAAACAUAGAGAUUCAUUGAGGCACAGAGCUGCUGUAGCAGAAAUGAUUUUUGUUACGGAGCCAAGCAGGAAGAAAGAAGCCAUUAGCCUGAUAGAAGAAUCGUCUAGUGACCUACUUCCACAAAAUGGAGCACCGCUUAAGGAUUGCACUGCAGUCCACAAACUAUUAGGCACAGUUUUGGACGACCAGGAUGCUGCAUCAAGAUGGAAAGUUCGGUGUGCUCAGUACUUUCCUUACUCUACCUACUUUGAAGGCAGCCACAGCUCAGCCGCUCCAAAUUCAUCUUACCGUCAAAUUCCCGAACUAUCCGAAAAUGGCAGCCCCCUAAACAUCUCAUCCAAUGGAAGUGUAGAGAAUUUGGAUGCACUCAAGGAUCUAGUCAUCCGAUAAAAAUAGUCAAUGUGGGUCCCACACAUGGCUAUUAUUUCUCGAACAGAUCCCCAUAUGCCAGGUCGUUGAGCGAAGAAAAUAAUAAUUCAAUGUUGCGGCUUGGAAGCUGAGGAAACUACGAGAGAGAACGAUUUUCGAGUUUGAUAGAAUUGCAGAGUUUACGUGUUUAAUCUGAAUUUUCUUUUCUUUUCUUUCCGUUCCAUCUUACUGGUAUAUGCCAUUAUAUUGCAUAUACGUACAACCAUUUUGUUUUUGGCAGUUGGAUUGUACAUUUUUUCGUAAGCAAGAAUUUUAUGUACUCAGGCAUAGAACCACCACCAUACCCAAUAGCUAUCAUACUUUGGAAGCAUGUUGUAUUUUUCUUAAUUAAAUUUGAGCAAUUUUAGUUGUGAUGUAUAAAAUGCUACUUUUAAUUUGAAUUUUGUUUGGGUAUUCAUAUACUAUGAAGCCUGAUU